Messenger RNA from Microbotryum saponariae, 2997 nucleotides. NCBI's taxonomy places the organism in Eukaryota, Fungi, Basidiomycota, Microbotryomycetes, Microbotryales, Microbotryaceae. The record is from the annotation of a GenBank genome assembly.
AUGAACAGUCUCGCUACUUCAGAGCCAACUUGGAGAGACCGACAGUCCGAGUUGCAGCCGACUUACAACUCUCGCUCACGCUCACGUGACGCCAGCGCCGCCGACGACCCUAGAGGCCGCACAACGCCGCCCAACCCACGCUCGGCUGGAUCACCGGAACCCCCCUCCCAUGACGUGAGCUCGUCGUCGGUCAACUUGACUCGUACGUCUGCUGUCUCACUAGCUGCAGCUCAUCAGGUGUCAGCAGCUCUGGAAGAUGGGAAGAGCAGCCCACAACGACAGCCUUCAAAACUGGAUCAGUCAUCCUUCGGCUCAUCUAGUUUCAUCACCAACACCGACGUACAACCUCUCGAUUCUUCUAUCGAAGCCGAACAUCCAUCCCCGAUCGACCUCGGCGCGGGUCCACUCUUUCUGGCGAUUGAUUCCUCUCAAAAGCAAAUGCGAGCGGUCGUGAUCGACCAGUCUUGCAGGCUUGUCUGGACCGAAGAGGUCAAUUGUGACAGCGAAGCCCCUGAGUACCUGUCAGUCCCAAAGGCCUGUGUCUCACUGCGGCGACGUGAUCGCUGAUAUUGUACUCCUAUAUUUCUACAUGUAGCACCAACCGGGGGUGCUAUCGCUUUGACGACAUGGUCUGCGAGCCGACCGAAAUGUGCCUCAAAGUUCUGGACUUGCUGCUCGAGAAGAUCGCUCGCGAGUGUCCCGACCCUGACCUCCUUCUCAAAGUCCGACGCGUCAGUGGUGCAGGCCAGCACUUCACCCAACACUUUCUGUCUUCAGAGUUUCCAGACCUCCUGGCCGAGCUUUCUGAGCGUUCUGAAUCACGCAUGUCUACCGUUCUGUCGGUCAAAAGGGGCGCCUUUUCCCUACCCAUCGUGGCUACCGGCAACGAUCGUACGACCCAAGAAGAAUGCCGUGUCAUAGAACUGGCCUUGUCCGACCAACCUGAACUCGCAUGUCAACCUCCAGCCCACAAAGGACGAGCGCGAUGGGUGGAAGAGCAAGCGAGGAAAAGGGGGCAAGCCGCUGCGGCGCAGCGCACGGGGAGCAAAUGCUGGACGGGGUGGUCAGCCGCCCAACUGAUGAAGGUUGCGAACGACGAUCGCAAGCAUCUUGGUUCUGACAACCAAGACCCACGGGAUAUCAUGUUCCAAGCCCCUCAAGAACGCAGCAUCGAAACGCAGUACGAGGGGCGCCGAAGUGUCUGGGACAGGACUAGUAGGGUGAUGCUCAAGAGCAGCCUCCUCGCCACGCUCUUCCUGGGACGGUGAGGGACCCGUUCAUCUCCGGCUAUGACCUUCCAGCUGACUUGAAAGUUGUCACACCUACCAGAAUGGCUCCCACGGAUAUUGCGGAUGCAUGCGCAACAAACUUGUUCAACAUCACUACCCGCGACUGGGACAAUCGGGUGCUCGAGAUCGUCAUGAGACAACACAUAGGUGCCGACGGGGAGGCGGGAGGCGCUGGGGCGGAGCAAUUGCGACGUCUUCUAGGACCUAUCGUCGAUGGGGGUACUACAGAGGUGUCUCAACUGUUACAAAGUGUAAAAUGAGUAGCCUUGCUGAUGCUGGUCCUUCUCAUGUGACAGCUUGGCCCAAUCAAUCAAUACUUCGUCAAGCGAUUCAACUUUUCACCAGGUGAAUAUAAACAAUAACAUCUCAUUCUCAGAUCCCACGAACUCACGAUUGUGGAAUAAACAGACUGCAAGAUUAUUCCUUUCAGCGGGGACAAUCCUUCAACCUUCCUGAGCUGCCCACUCAAUGGACCGCGGGAGAUCAUCGUUUGCCUCGGCGUGGGAGAUGCCGAUACGGUGCUCGUCGCCUGUUCAACCUACACCCCUGGUUCUGAUCACCAAACAAUGUUGCAUCCUAUGCCCAAGCCGGAGGCGGUUAUUGAUUCAGGCUCUUCGUCCACGUACCUCGCUGAGAUCGUGGGGCGCAAUAGCGCGCUCGGUCGUUCGCUCGCUCGAGACUUGUACUGCAAUGGUGAUUGGAAUACAUUCGCCCGACUUGUCGCCCUCUCGCCCCAUGGUGAGUCCAGCAGCUGCCGCGCGUCCUUUCCCAGAGAGACUGUUAUGUAACUAACUAAUGCCCAAAAAAAGGUGGCUCCAUCGGGCUUGACGACAAAAAAUUCAUGUUUUGGUUUUCCGAGGGAGAUGUCGGGUCCUCGUCUGAUCGUCUCGUCCGCUGCGCAAAUGGCGUGCGCGUUGCCGAGUUCGAGGAUCGCAAGCUCAACCCUCGUCUACUCCUCGAAUCACAGUUCUUAUCACUCCGUUCGCGUUACAGCAAGCUCCUCGCCCAAUCGAGAGAACGUCAACGGGAUGUUCCUCCAUACGACCCUCUGGGUUUCCCACCACACGACGAAGACCUGUUGCCGAGUCGAAUCAUCGCCGUCGGUGGCGCGUGCGUCAAUCCCGCGAUGCUGAGCCUCUUGUCAACGAUGUUCGGCUGUCCGGUAUACAUGAUCAAGUCGCUGUGCGAAAUCCCCAACUGUUCUCGAUCAACCACCACCUCUAGCGCUUUAGGAGCAGCCCACAAAGCCGCCUACGCCUAUGCGAAGAGCAACGACGGCGAUCACGAACCCGAGACAAGAACGUUCGCACAAUGGCUCACGGAGACACUCGAAGACCAACGCCGAACAGAUCAUCAUCCCGACGGUACAACUCGUGGUGAAUCCGACGUUAGCCCCAGCCCUCGAUCCUGUAGUGGCGCAGCGGCCGAACGAUCGUCAACCAAUCUCGCGGACACGGACACGAAAACGGACGAUGGCAGGAUCUUUGGCUUCGGAGCUCUUGAGAAUCUCCAAGAUCAUCAAAACACGCGGGAGAACGGCUCAUGGUACCUUGAGCAAGCCGAUGGCUCGAACCGACCACGAAAAGGCGAUGAUCCGCCCGGCCUGCGCCUCGUCGCUGAACCCGACCUCGACGAACACAGAUACUACUCGUGCAUGCUCAGGGAAUUUAUCCGUGUCCACAACGCAGCAGUUUCAUCCUACAUAUAA